AUGGCUAGCUUAUCGUCACAGAACCCUUCAGUGAUAUUACAAAGAAUCCUCUCUUUGAAGGAAAGUACCCCUUUUAUUCUAGUGCUGGAUUCUAUCGGCCGCUCAGGACACUGCAUUUUAGAUGAAGUUGCCAGGGAAGCAGAAAGUUCUACGACUGUCAUAUACGUUUCCUUUGAAUCUACAAGAAAGCCAGAUUAUGCGACAUAUUUUAUAGAAGGCUGUUCGACGGUAUCCAGACUGCUGGAUUCGAUUCAGCCGUUUCUUCCCUCGCCAGAGCAAUCGAAACUGUCCAAGGGAAAAUAUUUGAUCAUGAUUGACUGCAUUAACUUCGUCACGGCACCCAACACAGUACAGUUGAUUACGCAAUUGGUAUCUCCCUCAGUUGCCCUAGUAGCUGUUGCCCACAAAAAUCACCCCGAAUAUAGACCUGCUGAACUAGAAAAUUAUCCCUCGUCUCUUCAACUUUUGCAGUUCAUGGCGUCCUCGAUUUUGGAAUUAUUUCCCGCAACAGUAGAUGAUACCGCUGAACAAGAGCUCGAAUCCCAAUUGCAGAGAUUGGAAAUUCCCAGGGGCCUCAAUUCUCCCACUUACAAGUUAACCUUAACGAAUCGCAGAAAAUCGGGUAGGGCCUUGAGAUACACUUUCAAAUGCGACUCUACAGCUCAUACAUUCACGCCAAUUCAAGAAGAUAUUUCACAAGCGGAAGCUCAGGAAGGGACUGAAGCGCUCGAAGGUUUGACCACUUUCAAUUUGAACACGUCUAACAAGCAGAGAGUGGCGAAAGAGCAGGUUGCUUUACCUUUUCUGGAAGCCCAAAGCUUCAACACAGGAGGUGCAAUCGUUUACGAAUUCGAGAAGGAUGAUGAUUAUGAUGAGGAGGAUCCAUAUGAAGAUCCAUUUUAG
This is a messenger RNA of Lachancea dasiensis, 903 nucleotides long. The record is from the annotation of a GenBank genome assembly. Lineage: Eukaryota; Fungi; Ascomycota; Saccharomycetes; Saccharomycetales; Saccharomycetaceae.